CCUUAAACACUUUCACUCGGGUCCUUCCGAAAUCUACGUACGCCUUUUUUGCAACCGGAAAUCCUUCCUCCAGAGUGCGCUCUGAUACGGUUCUUCUCAUUUAUUUCAAAAUGUUUUCCAUGUUUAACUCCAUUCCUACUCACAUGGAUUAUAAAGGUCAGAAACUUGCAGAGCAGAUUUUCCAAGGUGUCAUUCUGUUCUCAGCUGUCGUUGGAUUCAUUUAUGGUCUUAUAAUUGAGCAGUUUGGAUGGACUGUGUACAUCAUGCUUGCCGGAUUUGCCGUCUCCUGUUUGCUCACACUGCCUCCGUGGCCCAUGUACAGACGAAACCCUCUCACGUGGCAGCCGAUCGUACCAGAGACGCCCGAGACUCGUGAAAAGCCUCAGGAGAACUUGAAGAAGAAAAAACACAAGUAGAAUCGCACUCUGCGGGUAGAGACGUCUGCCAGACGGACUCUUCAGAGCGGGAACAAUGGACGGCUUCAACAACUCGCUUCAUUGUUUUCAUGUAAAAUUUCACACAUGCCUAAUAAAGAGGAUUAUUUGUUUGAUAGUGAAA
Messenger RNA from Silurus meridionalis, 558 nucleotides. It is a transcript of the gene spcs1, whose product is annotated as signal peptidase complex subunit 1. The record is from RefSeq and is a predicted model, not a curated record. The transcript is spliced from 4 exons. Gene Ontology annotation, biological process: protein targeting to ER. Gene Ontology annotation, cellular component: signal peptidase complex; endoplasmic reticulum membrane. The coding region runs from base 111 to 416 and encodes 101 amino acids. Lineage: Eukaryota; Metazoa; Chordata; Actinopteri; Siluriformes; Siluridae.